Rotaria sordida is the source of this 750-nucleotide messenger RNA. The record is from the annotation of a GenBank genome assembly. Lineage: Eukaryota; Metazoa; Rotifera; Eurotatoria; Philodinida; Philodinidae.
AUGAGCAUAUUACAUCGUAUCUACGACUUAGAACAGCAAAUUAACAACACGAAUGAGCUAAACUUUGACUAUGAUGUUCUUUCGUUAUCUAAACAACAGAGUGUUGCUCAGAAUCCGAGUCCUAAGACUAGUACUCCUAUAAAACGCUGUUGGGAUGAAACAACAACAGCGAAAUUAAUAACGAAUCAGCGGCAAGAAAUAAUUCCGACAUCAACAAAUCAUGUAACUGCCUCUGAAUUGACAACAAAAGCAUCAACUGGUUCCGGAACAAAAAUAUUUGCUAUUGGAUUAAUUCUUGGCAUAGUAGUAUCAGGAAGUGCGAUGAUCGGUGUUGUUGUUGUCUGGCAAAAUUCAGCUCCACCAUCAACUUUAUGCGUAAAUAAUACUUCCGAUCGAAAGCUCUAUAACAAUGAAUUUAUCUAUUCACCGACUUCACAAGUCUAUGCAGCUGGCAUGUUAAACAAUCAAUUUGGUAUCUAUAGGGCGUAUGGUUAUGGGAACGUCACUUCGACAACAAUUUGGACAGCAAGUCAGAGCACAACAUCCAUCACGUGUCAUCUUCAAUUACAAACAGAUCGUAAUGUAGUCGUUUAUACAACGACUAGUUCGAUUGCAGUGUGGGCAGCUGGUGUUAAUAAUGGCGGCAGUGGAAAACCAUUCUGCUUGCAAAUGCUGGAUUCGGGAAAUCUGAUAUGGAUUAAUAAUACUGGAUCAACUAUUUGGCAGACAAAUAGUGCUCAAACUGGAUAG